This is a messenger RNA of Folsomia candida, 1402 nucleotides long. RefSeq names its product zinc transporter ZIP9 (gene Zip102B). Gene Ontology annotation, biological process: transmembrane transport; zinc ion transport. The record is from RefSeq and is a predicted model, not a curated record. Gene Ontology annotation, cellular component: membrane. The coding region runs from base 259 to 1236 and encodes 325 amino acids. The transcript is spliced from 5 exons. Lineage: Eukaryota; Metazoa; Arthropoda; Collembola; Entomobryomorpha; Isotomidae. Gene Ontology annotation, molecular function: metal ion transmembrane transporter activity.
CUUUCAGAGUAGGCGAACAGCAAGGCGCAUUCCAUCACUCGUCAGAGUUGCUAAAUAUUUACAACUUUGAAAACUUUCUAAUAAUCAGUCUCACGGUAAAUAAUAUUAUCGUCUUUUGAAUAUAAGCCACCAGCCAGUGAUAAGUUUUUUAACUUAUAAGGGGAAGGGAUGAGUGCAGGGGAUUAUAUUCUUAUUAGUUGACCUUUAAAUUGACCCGUCUACUUGAUACCUUCUCCCUUCCGGUGCACUCCAACAAGUAUGGACGGGGGCGUAGGGUUGAUUAUGUUAUCGGGGGUCAUGUUGCUGGGGAGCUUUAUUGCAGGAUCCAUUCCAAUUGUGAUGACGCUGUCAGAGGAGAAGGUUCACUUCGUCUCCAUUGUGGGUGCAGGACUGCUGGUCGGCACUGCACUUGCCGUAAUUAUUCCUGAAGGGAUCCACACCCUGAUUCUUGCCCAGCACAACACCCCUGCCCGGCACCAUCAGCACAGUGACCCCUUUGAACAGUCUGUUCUCAAAGUGUCCUCAUCCCCUUCCUCCAUCGCUGGAGGAGUGCUGGGUGUUCCAGCCAAAAUGUACGAUCCACCCCAUGAACAAGGUCAUGCACACAGUGGUGAAUCCUCUGAAGCUGAAGCGCUCUCCUCUGUAGGCUUGGCACUAGUUCUUGGAUUCAUAUUUAUGCUCCUGGUGGACCAAUGUAGUCGUUCAGCCUCGUCCAGCAGGGGAGGAGGUGAUUUAGAGUCCUCCUCAUCUUUGUCCCACGCCAAGAAGAGCUUUACAGCCACGUUGGGUUUGGUGGUUCAUGCCGCAGCUGACGGCAUCGCUCUGGGUGCUGCCGCAACCACGUCGCAUACCGAGGUUGAAAUGAUUGUCUUUUUUGCCAUCAUGCUCCACAAAGCUCCUGCAGCCUUUGGUCUGGUCACUUUUCUUCUCCACGAGGGGCUUGACAGAAAGCGGAUCCGAAAGCACCUCGCCCUUUUCUCCUUUGCUGCCCCAGUCGCAGCCAUUGUGACGUACAUGUGCAUCUCCCCGGAAGGAGAUAGCGGCGGUGGUGGAACUAUGCAUGCCACGUCGAUGGCCAUGUUAUUUUCUGCAGGGACUUUUCUCUACGUCGCAACGGUACACGUGCUUCCGGAAGUUACCAAAGAUUCCCAGCAUGGAUAUAGUCGGAAAGAGCUGUUUGGUCUGGUGCUGGGUGCGGUUAUACCUCUCCUGCUCACGGCAGGACACCAGCAUUAACUGUUUAAGUCGUUCUUUAUUCCUGUGAACACAAUGAAAGACCUGCUAAGAGAGAGAGGAAGAAGACGUUGACGAAGCUAAGAUUCUUUUAUAAAUAUGUACACGAAAAUGAUGAUGAACAAACGACUCGUUGAAAACUAAUAAAAAGUGAAAAGAUAACAGAACA